AAUGAUAUUAACCCUUUACCCUUUCGGUUACAUACUUUUGCCAAAUUUUUGCUUUUGAUAAUUUGAUUUUGUAUUUUCUGAAUAUUUAUAUUAUUUUGUACACCGAGAUUUGCUAAUGGAGUGUGCCACAUGCGGUGGAUCAGAUUUUAUCAAAGAAUCUGGUUACUUCUACUGCAGUGAAUGCCAAACGCAAAGUCAAGAAGUGCGGGAACAUGUUUUCCAACAAGAAAUAUCAGAGAUAAAUACAAAGAGUACCAAGAAAAUCAGAGAAUCUAAAAAUGAUAAUCCUGAAAACAAGAUCACUAGUUGGGAGUGUUAUAAUAUCAUUAUGGCCUCCUUAACAAAUGAGUUGAUAGAACUUGGUGCCGACAAAUCUAUAAAACCAAUUAUUAAGUGCUUGUGGAUGGAAUAUUUGGUAAAGUUGGAGGUCAUCAACUUGGUUCAGGAGGAAGUACCAAAAUUGUCAAUAGUGAGGUCAAAGCGGGAUAGUGAAAUUCUCUAUGGACUUGGCAAAAAAAGAAAAAAAAGAGGCCGGUCUUUAUCUGAAGGAUCUGUCUCGGAAAUGGAUUCCACAACAAUAAGAAGAGAAAGGUCUAGGAAAAAGAGAGCAUUAGUUCAAGUUCAAUAUGAUGAAUUCUCACAACAAUCAAACCAAGAAUCCGCAUCCCUCCAUAAUGAGACUUUGACAAGCUUAAAGAGUGGCUCUGAUAAAUCAGGGGAGAUUGAAACCAAACUACAUUUCAACCGUUAUAGUAUGAGAGAAUUUCGUAAACAUAUGUCCAAAAAACAUUUCACAAAACAUAAGGCAGACAUCAGAAGAGAUUUAAAAUGUCACAGACUAUCAAUAACAGAAUGCUCAAAUGCUUAUAAAUAUGGGGUGCAUUAUGUUUCUCCAAUAAAGUUAUAUUGCAUUCUCUAUUUAGGGCUUCUGAUUAAUAGAGAAGAUAUACAACUUGGAGACCUAUUAAGGUUCAUAAGAGAAGGUCAUUUGACUUUCAACAAGUACACAGAUCUGUUUCCUGAGAGUUAUACCAAUAAAUACUUGAAUAUUCAAAAUAACAGUAAGAAUAACUUAUUUUCCAAUAAGCGUUUUAGAGUGGCAGCUGCCAAACUGGCAACAUUUCUGAACAUUAUCCCUUAUAUCAAAAUGCCAGAUUUAGUAAAGCUCAGUGAGCGGUACUGCAAAGAAUUGAACUUGCCAGAUGAGGUAUUCAUGGCAAUGAGAAAUUUCAUUUCAAAGACACUCAUUAAACUAAAAAUGGACCCUAAAAGAAAAAUCAUACCAAAUUAUGAAGCAAGAGUAAUGGCACUGAUUAUUUUCACUUUGAAAUUGCUGUAUGGUUUGGAUGGCAAAACAGAGGAUCAUUUAUCAAAAUAUGCUCAACUGGUGAAUGAAAACAACUUGAGCAACACAAAAAUGUUCAAUAUAAGAAAGUGGUUGGAAUAUAUAGGUUAUAGAAGAUUAGUUGUGAAUGACUAUCAUUUUCCAUCUUCUGAUGUGGUGAAUUCUGAAGUAGAUAGUGAUUUGUUAUUACAAUACAUAAAAUCACAUAACAUUGAAUUUGAGGCAGACAAAAAACUUACAAAAGAAAUGAAGGAUUAUAAGGAGAUCUUGACAAGGAUUAAAGAUGCACAGUAUGAUUAUUUCACUCAUGUAGAGUAUCCUCCAUCAUUGACACCUUUUCUGGAUUAUUCAAAAAUUAUAGAACAAACCUUCAACCCACACCUAGCAAGAAAUAUCUUCAACACAACCUUCCAGGAAGAGAGUCUGGAUUUCUUAUUGAGACCCAAUCCAUACCUGGCUGCCCUAAACAAUAAAACAGAAAUACAUGGUGGAGCAAAUGACAACUGGGUCAUGCAAGAAAUGAAAACUUAUAGGAGUGUCAACAAAUACAGUAAAAAUAAUAAUAAUCUUGUCACCAUUGAGAUAGUUAAAUCUGGGCCAGAUAAAAAUCUCCAAGAAGUAAUUGAACAAAAUAAGAAAAUUGUAACACAUAAUCUUGUACCUGAAUAUGUACAGAAACAAUACCAGGACUGCAGAAAGAAGACUUUUAAGGAAAAUGCAAAACAUGUCAGAAUGGUCAGUAAAGGUGCAAUACUAAAAUCUGAGAAAGCAGAUAUUGCUGUAGACUGCUACCCAACUCACUAUAACCCAUAUGAACGCUACUGGUUGUAUAUACAAAUGAAUUCAGAUUUGAUUAGCAAAAAGGAUUUUGAACAGUUUUACUUCAAUUUUAGCAGUAGUUUCAAGUUAGUGUUUGAGGAGUGUGCAAGGAUAAUAGAACAAAGUGUUCUGGAAUGUUAUGGUGAAUUCCAGUUAUCUGAGCUAUACUUGGUAUAUGUUGCAAUGUAUCCUGCUGGUAAUCAUUUGCUUAAACCACAAAAAAAAAUUAAGAACAAUUUCAGUUACUAUAUCAAGCAAGCUGAAAGUUUAUGGUAACUAUUUAAACUUUCAUUAUUUCAAGAGCAGUUUUUAUUUUGUACUUAUUUUCUCUGAUUUACUAAUGAUUACUAUUCUGUGCUUUUCUUUGAGGGCACAGACAAACCAUUAUAUAAUUAUAUCAUACAUGAAAGUGAGAUAAAUGAUUAUCUUC
Molecule: messenger RNA, 2594 nt
Organism: Phaedon cochleariae (mustard beetle)
Lineage: Eukaryota; Metazoa; Arthropoda; Insecta; Coleoptera; Chrysomelidae
Source: the annotation of a GenBank genome assembly